AUGUUCAACAGAGUCUUCUUCCGCUCCUUGGCCUCUAGUGCUAAGGCUGUCAAGCCUCCAAUUCAAUUAUUUGGUUUAGAUGGUACAUAUGCCACGGCAUUGUUCACCGCUGCCGCGAAAUCUUCUUCGGUCGAGGCUGCAUCCAAGUCGCUAAGCCAAUUGUCCCAAACCAUUACUAAGGACUCCAAAUUGACUUCAAUUUUGAGCAACCCCGCAUUGUCCGCUGAUGACAGAAAAAUCGUUGUUGAGACUUUGACCAGGUCUCAAUCCGACCUCGACUCCUCGGUGGCUAACUUGCUAAAGGUUCUUGGUGAGAACAACAGACUGGAUCUUUUGACUGAUGUCACUAAGCAAUUUUCCAAGUUGACCGACGCCUACAACGGUUUGAUCCAAGCUACUGUAACCACUGCCCAGCCGCUAGAUCCUAAAUUGUUCAAGAGAGUCGAAAAAUCGCUAGCUCAAUCCAAAUUGGUGGGUCAAGGCAAGACCUUGAAGUUGGAGAACGUUGUUGAGCCAGAUAUCAAAGGCGGCUUGAUUGUCGAGAUUGCCGAUAGAACUGUUGACUUAUCCAUUGCUUCUAAGAUUCAAAAACUAAACCAAUUGUUGAAGGAAGCUAUUUAA
This is a messenger RNA of Lachancea fermentati, 621 nucleotides long. The record is from the annotation of a GenBank genome assembly. Lineage: Eukaryota; Fungi; Ascomycota; Saccharomycetes; Saccharomycetales; Saccharomycetaceae.